Messenger RNA from Condylostylus longicornis, 1063 nucleotides. Its product is annotated as 28 kDa heat- and acid-stable phosphoprotein-like. NCBI's taxonomy places the organism in Eukaryota, Metazoa, Arthropoda, Insecta, Diptera, Dolichopodidae. Gene Ontology annotation, cellular component: cytosol. The transcript has 3 exons. The record is from RefSeq and is a predicted model, not a curated record. Gene Ontology annotation, molecular function: RNA binding. Bases 187 to 678 code for a protein of 163 amino acids.
GACCAUGUUGGGUAGUGAAAUUUUGCUGAUAAAAUAAUUUUUCUUUUAAUUUGGAAACAAUUUAUGCAAAAAAAAUAUAUAAAAAAUUUAACUAGAAAGAAAUUUGUUUUUUAUAUUUCCCUGUGAUAGUUUUAUUUAGUUUUCACAUUUUAUAGGUACAAAUUUAGCGAAUUAAAAAAAGAAAAAAUGCCAAGAGGAAAAUAUGUCAAUCAUAAAGGACGUAGUCGUCAUUUCACUAGUCCUGAAGAAAUGGAAGAGGAGAUGAAGAAAAAGCACCGCUCUAAAGACGAAUCAGAUGAAUCUGAAGAAGAAUCCGCUUCAGGUAGUGAGGCAGAAGAAGAUUCAGAGGAUGAAGAUCACAAAGCAAAGGGGGUUGAAAGUUUGAUAGAAAUUGAAAAUCCAAAUCGUGCGCCACGUAAACAAGCACAAAAAGUUUCAGCUGUUAAUGUAGAUAAAGCAAAUAAACCAGAAUUAUCAAGACGCGAACGGGAAGAAAUAGAAAAGCAAAGAACACAGGCUCAUUAUCAAAAACUGCAUGCUGAAGGAAAGACAGAACAAGCUAGGGCUGAUUUAGCGCGUUUGGCUAUAAUUAAACAGCAUAGAGCUGAAGCAGCAGCAAGGCGUGAAGCUGAAAAAAAGGCUAAAGAAGAAAAGAAAAAGGCUUCAACGUCAAAAUGAUCUUAAAUUAAUGAUAAAUAAACAAAAAAUUAAAUUAAAAUUUUUGAUCAGCCAGCUUUUUUGAUAGUAUAUUAAACUAAAUACGAAAAAAGUAAAAUUGUUUUCAAAAUUGAUCACUACCAAUACUUGAAAAAUUAAUUUUAUAAGAAUAAGCAAAUUUUUUUUAUAUAGAAUCAAAAGAUAAAGAAUAUUUUAAACAGCUUGAAAGAGUUUAAAAAAAUCAAAAUACGUACACACACAGAUAUAAAAACGUGCAUAAGAUUCCUUAUUAUGAAUACAUAAAGAAAAGAUUGUUUAAACUUUAAUCAAAAUUGUAAUUUGAUUCAUUUUACUUUGUGUUUUUGAAAUAAAAAGGAAAUAUUUUGCAGAUUUUUUAAACUGUAAA